Molecule: messenger RNA, 573 nt
Organism: Pseudocercospora fijiensis CIRAD86
Lineage: Eukaryota; Fungi; Ascomycota; Dothideomycetes; Mycosphaerellales; Mycosphaerellaceae
Exons: 7
Coding region: 1-573 (190 amino acids)
Source: RefSeq, a predicted model, not a curated record
AUGCAUUUGAACUGCUGCCCACUUCUUGACUCUGCUGUCGUUGAUAUCGUAGCGCACAUCUUCCCUGACAAUCUUGUACUGUACAUAGAACGAUACCAUACACCAGAUCAAGCACAAAUUUCUCACAUCGUACGAAUUUCGGGAUCGGAAAGUCUCCAAUCCGAGAAGUCAGGCAUUCGCAAGCCAAGAUGGGAGCUUUCUCCAAAUUCAUGGGUAAGACUUAAUCCUCGCUCGAGCAAAUCCAACAAAAUCCUCACAUCAAAAUACAACAAACCCUUCCCAGUAACCCUACUCCCUUCAGCCAUCGGGUACUAUCUAGGCGUCAAGCAGGGAGAAAGGCAAGCGCAGAUUCUAAAUGAAAUCCAAGCAUUGGAUACAAGAGAUCAUAAGAAAAGGUAUAUCGCCAAUAGCGGGACAGCGAUGCAAGAAUUUGCCAGGUCAUAUACGUUCUUGGAUUGGCACUUUGGGUUAGUCCAAAUCAAGCAUCGAACGAGCCUUGAAUCCAGUCAACUAAUCAAGCCUGCUAAGCUGAUUCCUUCGGGAGCCUAUGAGUAUAGCCUUCUAUUUUUUUAA